GGGACUGGGCGGACCCCUGGAAAGAACUCCGCCGCAGACUUGUCCGGACUUCUUCGGCCAGCCAGCAGAAUUGUCGUUCCGUUUGGAGUCGCUGCACCGCUGAGAAGAGGAAGACUUUGUCAGCGCGCUCGCCCCUGACGACAUCGCGGACCGGACUGCUCGUCGACCUCCUGAAGGCCGGGCGGAGAUGGUUCUGCACGCUUGCGUCCUGCUGCUGCCCCUGCUGUGCGCGUGUUCUGCCCGGCCGCAAACAGGGGCGUCCCGCUCAGCGAACCACCAAACGGAGGACUGGCACGUGGAAGCCUCGCUAGCGGGCACGGCCCUGCUCCCGUGCAAAUUCUCCACGGCGCCGUCUGCGCCCGCGGAGGGCGAGCGGCCCAGGGUCAAGUGGACUCGCGUGGAGGGCGGGGCGGAGAGGGUGGUCCUGGUGGCUCAGGGAGGCGUCGUCAAGGUGGGCCGGGACUUCGAGGGCCGCGUGUCGUUGCCCGAGCGAGGCGACGCCGCUUUGGCCGUCGUCGGGCUGCGGGCCGGCGACGCCGGGCGAUACCGAUGCGAGAUCACGCGAGGGAUGGAGGACAGACGCUCCGGCGCCACCCUCAGCGUCAAAGGUGUGGUGUUCCACUACCGGCCCAACGGCAGCCGCUACUCACUGGACUUCCCGGCGGCGGCGGCGGCGUGCCUCUCGGCGGACGCCGCCAUCGCCACGCCGGACCAGCUGACGGCCGCCUUCCACGACGGCCUGGACCGCUGCGACGCGGGCUGGCUCGCCGACCGGACCGUCAGAUAUCCAAUCACGCGACCCCGUCCGGGGUGCGAAGGUGACCUGAAGAGUCGACCCGGUGUGCGAACAUACGGCGUCCGAUCAGCCACCGAGAAAUACGACGUCUUUUGCUACGUUGGCAAACUAGACGGGGAGGUCUUCUACCCGCCGUCCGUCAGCGGCAAGCUAACGCUGCGGGAGGCGGCGGCCGAGUGCGCGAAGCGCGACGCGGCGCUGGCGUCGCCCGGGCGGCUGUUUGCCGCCUGGGGGGCGGGGUUGCACCGAUGCGACUACGGCUGGCUCUCGGACGGCAGCCUCCGCUACCCCGUCAACGUCCCCCGACCGCAGUGCGGGGGCGGCCGGCUGGGGGUCCGCACGCUCUACAAGUACGACGACCAGACGGGGUACCCGGACCCGGGUGACAGGCACGGAGCGUACUGCUUCAAAGCCAAGCUCCCAGGAGCGACAAGUCCCACCAGCGUCCGGGUCGCACCAGAACCCAGGGGCACAAGUGCCCAGCGCGAUUCACCGACAUCCCACCCAGUGACAUCUCAGCUCCGAACAAGACCGCUCACUCAUUCGGAGUCGCACGACGACGAUGUCAUCACGGAGCGCGGGCCCACACGCCUGGAGUCGCUCUUUCCUGCCACGUCGUCGCGCCUCCCUGCCGCUCGAGGGGGGUCGGGCAGCGGCGACGGCGCUCCUAGCGCGUCGUCGCUGGCGCCGCUUUUGCCCGACUGGAGCGUCGCGCAUAAAACGGCGUCGGGCUUCAAAGAGGAAGCUCCGCCCGUCAGCUUUAACGUCAACCGAUUGUUGGCUCUGCCCGGCGAGGGCGGAUCCGCGGCCAAGCCGCCGUUCCACUUCAUCGUAGUCAACCUGCAGGACCAAAAUCAAUCAGUCGAUCGCAUCCUGCAGCUCCUCAAUUCGCCUGCGGACGGCGCCGUCGGCUUGCCGCAAAUCUCCGACCUCUCGCAGUCGAUCGCCGAGCUCGUCCACGGCGACGGAGACGCCGAUGCCGCCGACGAGCCUCUGCCGACCGUCAGCUUUGUCAGCGGGAGACACAAAGUGACGUUAGACGCAGGGCCGCCCGAGGAGGCGCGAGGGGAUCAGUUUGAGACCGCCGCCCCCGUUCGGGUGGCCGAGGAAGAGGCGAGCGUGACGCCGUUUGACUACGUCGCCCUGGAAGUCCCAGCGGAGGAGCCCCCCGCGGAUCCCGUGACCGACACCCGCCAUCUAGACCACCUUUCUUAUUUCCCGAAUACAGCGUCGCCGAUAAGGAGCGCCACCCCCACCGCCUCGCCCUCGGAGGCCAGCACGGACGACGCCCUCGCCGGCGACGAGGCGGAACUCGGAGGCCCCGAGGGUCCCUCGUCCGCCCCGGAAACUGCGAAGCGUGAGACCGGGGUCCACGCGGAGGACGUAGAGGGGUCUACUUCCGGCGAAGACGACGGCGAGAUGGAGGAGGCGCCGUCCGCACCUGUGGGCGGCGACAAAGAGGUGGGGUCCGGUGCGGAGCAGGUGGCAGGAGACUGGGAGGCUUCAGGAGAGCGGGGCGGUCCCAUUCCUGAAGAAAUGUUACCAACACCCCCGGACCCUGGAGACCACGUGGCGGAAGAACCAUCCGCCCGCCCCCUAGCUGCCGUCACGGUCGGCGCCAAACAGCCUCCAUUUAACCCUCGGCCGCACCCCGCCAACCUUCACCAAGAGACGACGACCUGGCCGUUUACGGGCCAACAAAAGGUUUCCGCUACCGCUCGGCCCUCGCGAGACGUCGACGCCCGUGUCGUCCCCCGGCGGGCGCCGACCCCCGCCCGGGCCGACGUGCCGACCCCGCGGGAGGACUUCCUUGCCUACGACCGCGAGAUGGCCCCCCGGCCGGCGGAGCGGCGGCCCCCCGGGCCCGAGGAGACCGUAGAGCAGCCUGACCCGCUGGACGUCGGCUUCAUCAAUGUCACGGAUAUACCGCCGUGCUCCGUGGAUGUGUGUCAAAAUGGCGGCUCCUGCUACCAGAGGGGCUCAGAGAAGGUGUGCGCAUGUGCACCAGGAUACACCGGGGGGCGCUGUCAAACAGACGUGGACGAGUGCGAUUCCAACCCGUGUCUCAAUGGCGCCACCUGCCUGGACGCCGCCAGCGGCUUCUCCUGCCUGUGCCUGCCCAGCUACGCCGGGGAGCUGUGUGAACAAGACACGGCGUCGUGCGGCUCCGGCUGGCUCAAGUUCCAGUCUCACUGCUACAAGGCCUUCCGCCGGCGCCGCACUUGGGACGCCGCCGAGCGCGAGUGUCGCCUCUACGGCGCUCACUUGGCCAGCGUCCUGUCGCCGGAAGAGCAAAUCUUCGUCAACCGUCUGGCCGGCGACUACCAGUGGAUCGGCCUCAACGACAGGAUGUUCGAGAGGGACUUCCGCUGGACCGACGGCAAUCCCGUGCAAUUUGAGCACUGGCGCCCCAACCAGCCCGACAGUUUCUUCGAGUCGGGCGAGGACUGCGUGGUCCUCAUCUGGCACGACGGCGGCCAGUGGAACGACGUCCCGUGCAACUACCGCCUCGCCUUCACCUGCAAGAAGGGCUCAGUGUCGUGCGGGCCGCCGCCCGCCGUGCGGGGCGCCCGCGUGUCCGGCGCCCCGCGGACCCGCUACCGAGCGAACGCCGUGACGCGCUACCGCUGCGAGGCGGGCUUCGUCCAGAGACACGCCCCCACCGUACGCUGCCGCCCCGACGGCCGAUGGGACGCCCCCAAAGUCACCUGCUUGAGGCCGGUCGCCCGCAGCGCGUCCUCCUUUUCCAUCUCCUGCGUCCUCCUCUCCGACACCGACCGCCCUCACGUCUUCCCUCACGACAUCCAUCAAGCUUCUCUUUGGCCUUCCUCUCGCUCUCUCGCUCUCUCGCUCUCUCGCCUCAGGACGUUUCCUAACCGUCCACGUCCGCUCUUUCCAAAACACGGAACCUCGGCCGUCCCUCCGAUGAGCUCGUUUCUCAUUUGAUCCGACCCGGUCACUCCGAGAGCGAACGUCGACCUCUUCGUGCGCUCCGCUUCCUGUCGUCUCUUCGGCGCCGCUGUCUCUGAUCCGUCCACCGCGGCUGGCCUCGCCGCCGUCUUCGAAACGAGCAGAGACUCUUCUGUCACGUAACGCACCCGACGCCUUCCUCCACCCGUUCCGACCCGCUCGGACCCGUUCCUUCACGUCCUGACCACACUCCCCGUCGCUCCGGACGGUCGACCCCGAGCAUUUCAAGUCGUCCACCCUCGCCAUCUCUUCCCCCGCCACCGCUUCUCUCAUUCGUGCACGUAUAUCCUGCCUUACUCGGGCUCAUCUUCAUUCCUCUGCUUUCCGGCGCAUGAGUGGAUGAUGGAUAUUAAUAGCGUACGGUGGGACGAGCCGAAAGGCACAACAGCAGUAAGGCAGCUUCCCGACUCCCAAUUUUGCUACACGAGGCAAAAAAAAAAACCAAACAAUUCAACCGAGCGAGUCAAGGCACCGCUGUAACACCGUUGCCGUAGCAACGGAAGUCACGCCGUGUUGUACUUCCUCUCAGCGGCGACCUAUCGCACGCGGCGGACCGACGACGCGUCCACCGGGUGACCGAUCGCCAGGUCGCUUCCAGAGGGACAAACGCCAACCGACGUCCUUCCUGGCGCCGGCGAGCGGUCGCUGAGACGUCCGUCCCUCGACACGUGAUUGGACCUUGAGGGCAAACAGUCAUGUGACUUUUUUGGGGGGGAUUGUUUUUCACACACGCCUGCUUUGAGAGGAUAUUCUGGGAUGUCAUCCGUCCGUUUGCUUUUUGGGCGACCGCUCGGGACGCACCGUCACAUCGCCGCGGAGACGGCGACUGUUCGCUUUUUCUCUGCUCGACUUUUUGUGUAGAUUUAGUUUUUUUGUACAAUUGAAUUUUAAAAGUUGUUGUUUUUGACUGUAAAGUAUCCGAAGCCACAAGAGUUUAACUUAUUGUAUUGUGACGUCGGAAAAGUCAUUUUCAAAUGUUUUUGUUUGACGGCGAUUCUUCAUAAACGUGUGAAACGGA
Messenger RNA from Phycodurus eques (leafy seadragon), 4784 nucleotides. RefSeq names its product versican core protein-like. Gene Ontology annotation, biological process: cell adhesion. The coding region runs from base 188 to 3742 and encodes 1184 amino acids. The transcript is spliced from 17 exons. Gene Ontology annotation, molecular function: calcium ion binding; hyaluronic acid binding. The record is from RefSeq and is a predicted model, not a curated record. NCBI's taxonomy places the organism in Eukaryota, Metazoa, Chordata, Actinopteri, Syngnathiformes, Syngnathidae.